AUGCCGGAUGCUUCUGCUAUUUCCAAACCACUGUUGCUUAAAGGAGGCACAGUCGUGAACCAUGACGUAUCUUUCAAAUCAGAUGUUUUAAUUGAUAAUGGUAUUAUUCAGGCUGUUGGUGAAAACCUUAGCUACCCCAACGGCACAGAAAUUAUCGACGUAAGUAAUAAAUUAUUAUUACCUGGCGGAAUUGACUUGGACUGUCACAUUGGUGUCGCAACCUCAAAUGACCCUAUAGCUGAUACUUACCUCUCUUCAGGAAAAGCAGCUCUUUUUGGUGGUACAACUACAAUUGUAAACACGGUUAAUGCUUAUCCUGGGGAAUCACUAAUAGACGCAUAUGAACAGUUUGUAUCAUCAGCCCAUGAAAGCCUAGCAUGCGAUUAUGGUAUAUGCUUGCGGUUGGCUGGCUUCUCAUCAGAAAUGAACAACGAGCUGAAUACUUUAGUUCAAGAUAAAGGAGUGGUGCUAUUUUCCGUUCGUGUGGGUUCAAAAUCUUCAUCUGUGGUAGAUAAUGAACAGUGUAUUAUCAAUGAAGAAGAAUUUUGUUAUUUCUUAAAGGCUUGUCGACAACUAGGAGCGUUGCCAAUGCUUGAAGCAGCUACUUCUGUGUCGUUAGCUGAGAAAUUAUCCUCAGACGUGCAAAUCAAUUGUCCCGAUAUUGGUCCAGAAGUCAAUUUAUUGGUUUCACCGGAAGAAGCUGAGGCAAAUAGUAUAUUGCAAGGAUCUUUGUUUUCACAAUAUGCAGGAUUUUGUUGUCCGCUUUUAAUUUCUAGAAUUCAUAGUAAAGCAGCACUAAAUUGCUUCAUUGAACAGCGCCGUAUGUGUAGAGGUAUAUUAUUUGGACAAACUAGUAUUCCCGCAAUAGCUAUUCCUCUUUCUUUAAUAAACUGUGAUGAUCAUCCUGACGACAUGUUGACCCAUUCAAAGAAUUGGGCUGUUGCUGCUAGUUACAUGUGCGACCCUCCAUUACGACCAGAUACUUAUCUUAGCCGAAGGUUGCUGACUCACCUCGUCUCUGAAGACUUGACUUGCGUUGGUUCAGGUCAUCGGGCAAUAACCACUGCAGUUCGUGCAGCUUUUGGAUCAAAAAGUGCUGUACAUAUACCUCGUGGUAUAGCAUCUUUGGGCUAUAGAAUGGUUGCCUUAUGGCAUUUUGGUGUUGAAAGUGGAUUUUUGGAUCCUUGUACGUUCGUCAAAGUAACUAGCUCUAAUCCUGCAAGAUUAAUUAAUGUUUAUCCUCAGAAAGGCAGAAUAGAAGUAGGUUCCGACGCCGAUAUAUUAGUUUGGUCAAACUCCUAUAAGCAAGACGUUUUGAAAAACAUUUUACCCGAUGGUGUGCCUAACCUAUUUUCUAACACUGCUUAUCAUUCGGGACCUGAAGUGGUUAUAUUACGUGGUCAUAUUGCUGUUCACAAUACCGAGUUUUCAAAUAACACUUCCACUCAUGGGAAACUGCUUGUUUGCCGACCAUUUUCUCAUUAUGUGUAUGCUCGUGUCGAUUCAGUGGAAAGAAGUGUCAAUUCCGAAUUUAAAAUGCUCCAACGCGAACCAUACGUAGGAAAUGCAGUUUCCAUUACUACUGAAACUUCAAAUGAUAACAAGGAAGGGUACUACUUUCGGAAAGAAUAUUAUGAUAAUAUACCCAGAGUGGCCUUACCACCUGGUCAGAGGAAAAUACACACGUCAGUUAAAACGGCUCAACCUCCCGGUGGUUCAUCGAAUGCGUUUUGGUCAAACGAAUAG
Schistosoma guineensis is the source of this 1746-nucleotide messenger RNA. The record is from the annotation of a GenBank genome assembly. NCBI's taxonomy places the organism in Eukaryota, Metazoa, Platyhelminthes, Trematoda, Strigeidida, Schistosomatidae.